GGUACCUCGGCUGCGCUAGUCGUGUCCAGCCCGCCCUACGCUAGGGCUGUCACCGCGAACACGUAAUAAUAUUGUUUGUGUUAAUCCAUUGUAAAUAGUAUUGAGUGUCGGUGGCUGUUGCGAUAUUUGGAAUGUUAGGUGCGUUAUUUUACGUGUGAUGUCGCGGAGUUGACGACCUGCUUGCGUAUUGCUUACGGUGGAUGUUAUAAACUUCUUCUAGGUGUCAGUAGAAAACUCCGUGAUAAUGUUGAAGUGUGAUUGAACAGGUUAAGAGGAAGUGAACAGUGUUUGUGUUAUUUGGUUAUUGUUGUUGUAAUGGCGUCGUCGAAUCGGACAGGACAGUGACCCGCGAGGUUGUCGGGUGGUGAUCAGGUGGCGAUGACGCGGGGCGCGGGUGUGCCCCCGCUCUUAUCACGAGAUAAGGCGGCGGCUGAUAAGGCGGGCCUCGUCGCAAACGUGGGCAAGAUUUCACCGUGACCAGGUCGCUCGUGAAACAGCGGCCGCCGCCCGUCAUGUUGCAUUCGCUGAACGCACUCGCCGGCAAGAUCUCGCCGGGCGGCGGCCUUGAUACGAACGCGAACAAGCAUUCGCUGCCGAACAGGAACCAUAAGGCGUGCUCGCCUUCGUCGCCCUACUCCAAGCCUAAUGGGAUGAAUAUGAUGGGCAUAAAUAAUAAUAACAACACAAGUAUCAACAACAACAACAAUGAAGAGAAAGAAAUGCCAGAUCCUGAUUACAUUAAGAUGUUCGUCGGCCAAGUUCCACGGAGCAUGGACGAGAAUGAUCUCCGGUUGAUGUUCGAAGAGUUUGGUCGCGUGCAUCAGAUCAACGUGCUCAGGGAUAAAAUUACUGGCGCAAGUAAAGGAUGCUGUUUUGUGACGUUUUACACGCGAAAGGCCGCCCUCAAAGCGCAGGACGCUUUGCACAAUAUCAAAACGUUGAGUGGGAUGCAUCAUCCAAUACAAAUGAAGCCAGCUGACAGUGAAAAUAGAAACGAACGGAAACUCUUUGUGGGUAUGCUGAACAAGAAACUGUCGGAGAACGACGUGAGGGCCCUAUUCGCUGGACACGGUGCCAUUGAGGAAUGUACGGUGCUAAGGGACGCCCAGGGUCAAAGCAAGGGCUGUGCAUUCGUCACCUUCGUGUCUAAGCAGGCGGCUAUCGCUGCGAUAAAGACCCUGCACCAUAGUCAAACAAUGGAAGGAUGUUCAGCGCCGUUGGUAGUGAAAUUCGCAGACACACAAAAGGAGAAAGAGCAGAAGAAGCUACAAGCGAUGCAGGCAAACCUCUGGGGUCUGACUACGCCGGUAGCACCCACGUACUUGGCGUCCGAGGCUGCGCUAUCUCCGGCGACGCAACUGCAGCUGUUGCAACAACUGCAGGCGGUUGGAUUACAACAGCAGCUACUUCAGGGACAGGGUUCCACGUUGUUACAAGGUAUAAACUAUCAGGAUAUCGCUUUCAAUGGCGCAGGGCUGAGUGGAGGGGCUGUAAGUGGGGUUCCAGGAGUAACGACUGCUGAUCAGCUGGGCGGGCUUCUGGCACCUGUGUCUGUACAGAACCUGGCAGCACUGGCAGCUAUCACUCAGCCGGUUGUGACACAGUCGACGCAAAUGGCACCGGCAUCAGCGCCUCAACCGAAUGCACCGCAGUUAUGUCUUCUCGGAAAGACUAACAUCACAGGGUCCACGGCAGAACCGUUGAGUUCUGCAUACGCGGCGCAGUUCGGUACGGCGUUUGCGGCCGCGCCGCUCGGCUCGGUGCUCGGAUCGGCAGCCGCGGCGGCCGCCGGCAAACAAGUUGAAGGUCCCGAGGGCGGCAAUCUGUUCAUAUACCAUUUGCCGCAAGAAUUCACCGACACAGACCUCGCCUCGACCUUCCUUCCGUUCGGCCACGUUAUAUCGGCCAAAGUGUUCAUAGACAAGCAGACGAACCUAUCAAAGUGCUUCGGCUUUGUGUCCUACGACAACGCGGCGUCUGCACAGGCCGCAAUACAAGCCAUGAACGGUUUCCAAAUAGGUACAAAGAGACUUAAAGUUCAAUUAAAACGCUCGAAGGAGCUAUCCAGACCGUAUUAGUAGUUUCCAGAACAAUGUUCCUAGUGAAAUAAAAAAAAACACACACACUAAGCAAGGUUGUUUUUGAACGUUCGUUGUGAUGUUUUCGGUGCACUUGAACAGAUAGUUGGUAAGCUACGAAGACGAGUCCACGUGCACAGUUGUUAACUAAUAAGUAUCGUUAGUAUAAGGUUUGUGUCAAAGGAUUUAUCGUUUCCCAAAGUAUUCCCAAAAUUCAUUUAUUUCUUUAUAGUUACUUUUAAAAAUUUACUGAUAGAUAAGCAUUAUUUGCGUUCAUGCGAACACCUAGACGCCAAAGUUUUUUUUCAUUGCGUUAGUGUCAUAUUACUGUAGUCAAAUAUUGUCGUCCAAAGUUCACCGACUACCAAAUUACUUAUAAGUAUUGAUGUUUUAUUUACUACUUAGACGUUAUGCGGGAUAUUUUGUAUCUUGUUUUUUUUUUACAUGUUACCUACCGCUUUGAAUCGACGUGGCCAUGUUCAAAAGCAGAUUUAGUGUUCGUUGUUUUAAAAUUAUAAGAUUUUAGUGUAACAUAAGAUGAUCUCAAAGUGAUCAAUGUAUUUAUUGUUUACCUUGUUGUUUGUACUUAACAUUGACGUGAUUCGUUUCCUUAUUUAUUGUGUCUGUAUUUUGUUGGCUUUUGGAUACGAGGUAUUGUUCUAGAAUUGAGAAGCAUCAGCGUAGGUACCUUUCUCGUGAUUAAAUAAUUGAGUUUUACAGCGUUCGGCUUGAGUAUGUGAUGCAUUGUCAUUAUUUUUUCGUAAUUUUUAAGUUCUUCUAAAAUUGUGCCAAAUUUUAUUUUGUCAAAAUUUAACGGUCUUACAAAUAAGCAUGACAUUUAGCUUAUAAUUGGUUUAUUCGGACGUAUCACGUCCGACGUUUCCCGCGUUUAUUUGCAGGACUGCUUGUCAUUUGGAAAACUUCAUAAUUAUCAUUGUAUUGACAGUGUUGUCAGCGUAAAACGUCAAUAUUUUGCAUAUUCUUGGUCUAUUAUCAGGCAUAAAUUUAUACCAAGUUUAUUUGUAAGGCCGUAAAUGUUUAGGUAAGUACUUUACCUGUUUCCAAAAGCUGACCCAAAGCAGUGUUGUAAAAUAUUGAUAAAGACAUUUCUGUGUUCAGACCAAAUAAUUUUAGAUCCUGUGCUCUUAAAUAAAUUAAUGAAAUAAGUAACAUCAUUUCAUCAACAAAUUUUCGUAUUAACAAAAACAUCGAACGCUGAUUUAUUAGUCAAAGAUUAUUAGAGUUAAGUACGUAUUUAAUAUAUUAUUGUAUUGUUUAAGUUUCAUAUUCAUAGAUAAUUUGCUUCUAUUCGUAUGGCCACAAUUGACCCAAGCUCAUCGUGCUCAAGUCAAUGUGCUGACAAAAUGCUUUAUUUAAGACAUUUUAAAGACCAAAAUAGGUCUUAGUUUUUCGCAAAAUCAUCUUAAGGAAGAUUAAUUAUUGUUAUAGUAAAUUCUUCUUGUGUUAAUUAAGUAAAAUAAAAAUUACAUUAUUUGCAUUUUAAUUAGGUAUAUCUUCACAAGUAUUUAGCUUUGUGCCAAUUUUUUCUUGAUAAAUUAAUUGUUAGGAGUGUUGUGACCAGGCGUUGGCGUGUAACAUCGGACAAGUUUUAUGUAAAUUUAGUCAUUUUUAAGUCUCUAAAGACAAUAUUAAAUUAAGUUCCCAUUAUAUUGUAAAUGCAAUGGAUACAUUAUGGGCAUGUUAAUAGGAACAACGUUUGGGUUGACUUAAAUCAUGAUUAAGGGCAUAGCAUACAAUAUGCUAAGCACAUGGGGUUGUUUUUUACAUAAUAUGGCUUAAAAUUAUCGCCUGUUUCAUUUUAAGGGCUACAGAUUCACAUUGUUCAUUGGAUAUGUUUGACUACUAUCAAAUGAUUCUUUAAAUAGAUAUACUUUUUUUUAAGAAGUAGUUAGAUACUGUAAUAUUUACUUGUAUUGAAAACCAGCGACCUCAAAGCAGAAUGUAACAAGAGUACUAAAUAUUAUAUUUUGUUCAAAAAUUUGAGUGAUGACAAUUAUAUUAAUUAUCAAAACGAUUUCGUGCGUAAUCCGCAACAAGAGUAUUUAACGUCCACAAAAUGAAACCUGUCACUUGUCAGAGUACUUCAAUUGCAAUGUAUAGAUAUUUAAUUACAUUGGUUAUAGUAUUAUGUCAUCACUCAGAGAAUAAUACAAUUAUUGCAAUAUUUAACUAGAGUUAGCAUUUGUAGCUUUCGCUUCUGGAAACAAAUUGUGUUAAUCCUUAUGAAUGUUUCAAGUCGCGAGAAAUUAUUUUCAUAUUACUUGAGGACACGACCGCUGUGCAGUCUGAUUAUAGGUGUGAUUUAGAUAUAAAUAAAAUGUGAAAAAAAAUUUUCAUCUUAUAAAAAGUUAUUUAGGUGUCGCGGAUUUCAAUGUUGUUGUACCUUAUAUGUAAAAACUCCUGUAAGAUAUCUUAAACUUUGUACAAAUGAUCAAGAUAUGGUUGUACGGAAAGUAUAUUUGUUUGGACAAACUGAACUGAGAUGGGCCCACUGCUUUUCAUGACAAACCAUCAGAUUCAGUGUGUUAUUACUACAGUAUAAAAAAAAUAUAGCGAUUUGUCCUAAGACCAGACGAAGUCGCAUGCAACCUAUGUUUUUAUAUGUAUUUAUAUAUAUCAACCAAUGAUAUUCUAUACAUAUAUCACUUCAUAUAAAAACAAAGCCGGAAUAAGCUUCCACUACUGCAUCUGUAUAUAGCCGCAUUUACUCCAUUUGUAUUCACUUCAGAUUUGAAUCGGACAGUGACAGUUGACACACAACUAAUGAGAAGUGUGCAUAAAUUGUCUUUUAGCACACUUGUGCCGUUCCGCUAUCAGACAGCGAAUGAUAUGUCCUUAUGUAUGUGUAUAGAAUGUCAUUGAUAUCAACGCUUAAUGCUUGAUUUGAUUAGAAUGAAAACACACAUAGUGUCAAUGCGCCAGCUCCUUUGAAGCAUGUCAGUCAUUUUAAAUUAUAGUUUUAUUCUUAUCUCUGUUAAACGUUGAUUUGACAAAAUUUCUUCUUCAGUUUGUGAUAAGUACUAAAGUAAUAUAUAACCACAUUUAAUUUUGCAAUAUUGGAAUAGCGAAUUGUGGUCAGUAAAUUGCGGUUGUAUGAUAAGACAAAUGAACAUGAGGUCGAACUAAUUUCAGAGGAAUAAGGCUUAUUCAUGUCAAUUUCACCGUAAGAUUCGUAAUUUGCCAUAAAACUGUUAAACCUAUCCGAAAAAUAUCAUAAUAUUAUGUUUAAGUUACCAAUAUUUGUCGGUAGAUGGUAGCAUGACAGUCUGUUAUUUUUAGUAAAAAAAAUAUAUUUUACUUACAUUUUACUUUAGCGUGUUUUGGAUUUGGAAGCUUUUUCAUUUUUUUUGGCUAUCCUGAAUAAUUUUAACUUUCCGCUGAAAUGUGAUAAAGUGUAGAGCUUAUUUUGAAACUAGAAUUCAAUUUUUCAUCAAUAAUUAUUAUUGUACUAACAUUAUACUCUCAAUUUAGGUAUCUUUACACGUUUUAUCUUUAUCUAUAUAAAAUUAGCAAAGAUACAUUCAAUACGUAAUUAUAUGUGUCUUUUAUAGUACCUAUCGUCUACCGACAGCAAUUUUAUUAUUUGUAAAGUUUAGCCAAGUUCUAAUCGGAAACUUAGUUCCACUCAACAGAAUUUGUAAUUCACUCUCAUAUUACCAAUAGAAUGGAAUAAAUGUGAUGAAACUCCUAAGAUAACAUAGGUAAUAUAAUUGUAUAGAAGAAGUGUGUACGCAGUCACGGUACCUACCAAACCAUAUCUUUAAACAGACUCUAAAAUUAUUUUUACACUAUAUCAUGGCACCAUUUCUAUUAGAUAUACAAUUGGUAUGAAAAUUUAUAAAAGAACUGUUUUAUACAACACCCAUUUUGUUGAAUGUAAAUAAAUGUCAAGUUGAAAAAU
Molecule: messenger RNA, 6000 nt
Organism: Leptidea sinapis
Lineage: Eukaryota; Metazoa; Arthropoda; Insecta; Lepidoptera; Pieridae
Product: CUGBP Elav-like family member 2
Exons: 13
Coding region: 513-2078 (521 amino acids)
Biological process (GO): regulation of alternative mRNA splicing, via spliceosome; mRNA splice site recognition
Cellular component (GO): ribonucleoprotein complex; nucleus; cytoplasm
Molecular function (GO): mRNA 3'-UTR binding
Source: RefSeq, a predicted model, not a curated record